AUGAAGUGUCUUGUCGUAUUCGCUUUAGUUUGCCUCGCGGCGGCGUCCGCGAGGGGACUCGCCGAAGAUGAGAAGGAUUUGGUAGCGGCUGCCAGUGGCAAGUCCCAUCAUCAUGAGGAAGGCGGUGGUCACCAUCACCACGCUGACCACCAUCAUGAACACGGAGAGAAAGGACAUAAAGGACACAAAGGUCAUCAUCAUCACCACAAGGGUGAACACGAGCAUCACGGGAAGCAUCACCACGAAGGACACCACAAAGAACACGGUGGCGGUCACAAGAAGCACUGGGAUGAGCAUGAUCAUCACGGUCAUCAUCACGAGCACGGUCAUCAUCACAAAGGAGGGAAACACGGUCAUCACAAGCAUCACGAUAAGGGAGAGAAAACUGACGGAUACCAUAAGAAAUACCAUAAGGAUCAUUUCCAUAAGGACCAUCACUUCUACGAUGACCAUCAUAACGAAGGCAAGCAUCACAAGCACGGUCAUCAUCACGGCCAUCACGAUGAGCAUGGAGGUCAUCAUAAGAAGGGUGGUCACAGUCAUCACGGACACCAUGAACACCAUCACGGUAAACACGGCCAUCACGACAAGCAUCACCAUGAUGAACAUCACAAGGGUCACAAGGGUCAUCACGGUCACGAGGAGCACCAUCACCAUCAUCACGACCAUGGCAAGAAGGGCGGUCAUCACGACCACAAGGACUGGGGCUUCCACCACGGAAAGCAUUAAGCCAAAGCACAGCUGUGAUAUUUUUAACUUUUUUACGGGUUUUUUGUUAAUUUUUGUAAAUUAUAAUUGUUAGCAAAUAAGCGUUAUGGAAAUUAAAACGAUGUGUUUUUA
Messenger RNA from Plodia interpunctella (Indianmeal moth), 840 nucleotides. Its product is annotated as histidine-rich glycoprotein-like. NCBI's taxonomy places the organism in Eukaryota, Metazoa, Arthropoda, Insecta, Lepidoptera, Pyralidae. The coding region runs from base 1 to 729 and encodes 242 amino acids. The record is from RefSeq and is a predicted model, not a curated record. The transcript has a single exon.